AUUAAUGACUAAAAUCCCGGGCCUGGGAGAGCGCGACCGGAAUGACAGCGAGAGCCUCAGUACACAUCAUCAUCAUCAUCAUUAUUGCUGUUAUUAAAGCGGGGAUUCGGUCCACAUUGCGGAGGACAGGGAGAAGCCGACGAUUGCCGAUGCGGUCGGCGGCUGGUUGGCAUGGAGACGGCAGGCUGGCCGGGGGAGCGCCGAGCUGGAGCCGAACCCGAGCGACCGAGCGGGAGGGCGAGCGGCGGCCAUGGUUGUCCGCAGGCUCCUGGCCACUCUCCUCAACAACGCGCAGCUGGUUGAGCGGCUGUCGGAGACGCGGGUGAUCCGCCGGGCGGCUCAGAUCACGGCCUACGCCAUCGCCCGGCUCCAGCUCGGCGGCCAUGACGCGGCGGAGAAGCUGCGCCGCUCGGAGACGAUGAGGCAGGUGCGGGACGGGGCGCUCAGGCCCGGCGACCUCGGCGAGUUGAGCCGAAGGGCAUCGCGCCUGAGGGACACCUUCGUGCGGGAGGUGAAGCGAGGCUGGACGGAGAAGAAGUAGGGUUAGCGGCGGCGGCUGCUUCCUCCGGCGCUGCGAGAAGGAAAGAGCUCCUCCCGGGAAACACAAGGCCCUCCUCGCGCGCGCGAGAGGAACCCGUCCCCAACGCUUCAGAGACAUCAGCACUCAACGAUCCAAGAUCUCAACCAGGAGUCACUGACCCAGGAACUCCAGGAGUCAUCAAAUCCAAUAACUCAACCAGGAGUCACUGACCCAGGGACUCCAGGAGUCAUCAAAUCCAAUAGCUCAACCAGGAGUCACUGACCCAGGGACUCCAGGAGUCAUCAAAUCCAAUAGCUCAACCAGGAGUCACUGACCCAGGGACUCCAGGAGUCAUCAAAUCCAAUAGCUCAACCUGGAGUCACUGACCCAGGGACUCCAGGAGUCAUUAAAUCCAAUAACUCAACCAGGAGUCACUGAUCCAGAGACUCCAGGAGUCAUCAAAUCCGAUAACUCAACCAGGAGUCAUUAAAUCCAAUAACGCAACCAGGAGUCAUGAAAUCCAAUAACUCAACCAGGAGUCACUGACCCAGGGACUCCAGGAGUCAUUAAAUCCAAUAGCUCAACCAGGAGUCACUGACCCAGGGACUCCAGGAGUCAUUAAAUCCAAUAGCUCAACCAGGAGUCACUGACCCAGGGACUCCAGGAGUCAUUAAAUCCAAUAGCUCAACCAGGAGUCACUGACCCAGGGACUCCAGGAGUCAUUAAAUCCAAUAGCUCAACCAGGAGUCACUGAUCCAGGGACUCUUCGAAGAUUUCGUCCACAUGUCACUCACUCAGGUGCAAGAUGUCACUCAGCCGGGGAGCCACUGCUGACAGUGACAUUUACAAAUCAUUGGCUGCGAAAGGAACGACUGCAAGAAAACUUGACAGGUUUGUGGCUGAACACGGUGAGCGUUGAAUUCUGUAAUGAAAGACUUUAGUUUCGGUUCUGACCUUUGCUCAAACGUGAGAAGAUCAGGAUCAGGAUUCUGCACAAACUGUUGCCCAAUGGAGAAUCCAGUCCCUUUCGGGAUUUUGCAAGAGCGUUACUGUCAUUUGUUUUAACAAUGGAAUUAUUUUGUCAAAAGUAAAUGUCAUCCCUUAAACAGAGUUGGAAUGUAAUUAAUAAUGUGACAAUUUAUGGCAGCAACAUUCUGCAAAUAAAUUGAUGGAAAUAUUAAAAA
Messenger RNA from Callorhinchus milii (elephant shark), 1704 nucleotides. It is a transcript of the gene ncbp2as2, whose product is annotated as protein NCBP2AS2. The transcript has a single exon. Bases 251 to 541 code for a protein of 96 amino acids. The record is from RefSeq and is a predicted model, not a curated record. Lineage: Eukaryota; Metazoa; Chordata; Chondrichthyes; Chimaeriformes; Callorhinchidae.